Callithrix jacchus (white-tufted-ear marmoset) is the source of this 1723-nucleotide messenger RNA. The record is from RefSeq and is a predicted model, not a curated record. Lineage: Eukaryota; Metazoa; Chordata; Mammalia; Primates; Cebidae.
UCAAAGAGAAAAGGAAAGGAGCAAGCCGGAAGCCAGACAACAAGAGCAUCAAAACAAGGCUGUUUUUGUGUAUGAGGAACUUUGCCUGGGAGAUAAAAUUAGACCUAGAGCUUGCUGACAGGGAGUCUGAAGCGUGGGACAUAGACCAUUCACUGGGAUGGCAAGGGAAUUCUGUCCCUGAGGACAGGACUGAAGCUGGGAUCAAGCGUUUCCUGGAGGACACCACAGAUGAUGGAGAACUGAGCAAGUUCGUGAAGGAUUUCUCAGGAAGUGAGAGCUGCCACCCACCAGAGGCUAAGACCUGGGCAUCCAGGCCCCAGGCCCCAGACCUCUAUGAUGAUGACCUGGAGUUCAGACCCCCUUCGUGGCCCCAGUCCUCUGACAGCCAGCAGUACUUCUGUGCCCCAGCCCCUCUCAGCCCAUCUGCUAGGCCCCGCAGCCCAUGGGACAAGCUUGAUCCCUGUGAUUCUUCUGAGGAUGACAAGGAGUAUGUGGGCUUUGCAACCCUCCCCAACCAAGUCCCCCGAAAGUCCAUGAAGAAAGGUUUUGAUUUUACUAUCAUGGUGGCAGGAGAGUCUGGCCUGGGCAAAUCUACACUUGUCAAUAGCCUCUUCCUCACUGAUCUGUACCGGGACCGGAAACUCCUUGGUGCUGAAGAGCGGAUCAUGCAAACCGUGGAGAUCACUAAGCAUGCAGUGGACAUAGAAGAGAAAGGUGUAAGGCUGCGGCUCACCAUUGUGGACACACCAGGUUUUGGGGAUGCAGUCAACAAUACAGAGUGCUGGAAGCCUGUGGCAGAAUACAUUGAUCAGCAGUUUGAGCAGUAUUUCCGAGAUGAGAGUGGCUUGAACCGAAAGAACAUCCAAGACAACAGGGUGCACUGCUGCCUGUACUUCAUCUCACCCUUCGGCCACGGGCUCCGGCCAUUGGAUGUUGAAUUCAUGAAGGCCCUGCAUCAGCGGGUCAACAUCGUGCCUAUCCUGGCUAAGGCGGACACACUGACACCUCCUGAAGUGGACUGCAAGAAACGCAAAAUCCGGGAGGAGAUUGAGCGCUUUGGAAUCAAGAUCUAUCAAUUCCCAGACUGUGACUCUGAUGAGGAUGAGGACUUCAAAUUGCAGGAUCAAGCCCUGAAGGAAAGCAUCCCAUUUGCAGUCAUUGGCAGCAACACUGUAGUAGAGGCCAGAGGGCGGCGAGUUCGGUGCCGACUCUACCCCUGGGGCAUCGUGGAAGUGGAAAACCCAGGGCACUGCGACUUUGUGAAGCUGAGGACAAUGCUGGUGCGUAGCCACAUGCAGGACCUGAAGGAUGUGACGCGGGAGACACAUUAUGAGAACUACCGGGCACAGUGCAUCCAGAGCAUGACCCGCCUGGUGGUGAAGGAACGGAAUCGCAACAAACUGACUCGAGAGAGUGGUACCGACUUCCCCAUCCCUGCUGUCCCACCAUGGGCAGAUCCAGAAACUGAGAAGCUUAUGCGAGAGAAAAAUAAGGAGCUCCGGCGGCUACAGGAGAUGCUACACAAAAUACAAAAACACAUGAAGGAGACCCAUUAACUGGCUUUCAGCCCUGGGUAUUUAAAUCUCUUCCUCUUCCUGUCCAUGUCGGCCCCUCCCAGCACCAGCUGUGCUCAGGCCCCUUCAGCUAUUGCCACUUCGCCUUACAUCCUGCUGACUGCCCAGAGACUCAGAGGAAAUAAAGUUUAAUAAAUCUGUAGGUGGUU